AUGGGAAGACGCAAGGAUUACAUGGACGAUGGGCAAGACUCUUCAGAUGACGAGGAAACUGGAAGAAUCAAUUUUGACAUCACCGAAGACGAUCUCGAUGCAGAAGUUGCUGGUUUUUCUGGGCAGCAACGCAACAGACGCCGGCAAGCACGAUUUGGCGAGAGCGACGACGAAGAUGACGAAGAAGACAUGCGUGGAGGUUUAGGAAGAGGUGGACUGGGCCUUGGCCCUUCAUUUUUGCCAGCGAAGAAAGCAUCAGAAACACCAGAAGCAUCACCUGUAAAGAAAGAUCCCGUCAAGGAGAAAGUGCGAAGCCGAUCCACCAUGAGUACACCACCUCCAGGCCCAGGAUUCGCACAAUUCAACAAGCACUCCAAGGGAUUCGGCCAGAAGAUGCUGGAAAAGAUGGGCUGGACUGUAGGCAAAGGUCUCGGUGCUGAGGGUGAAGGUAUCAUCAAUCCCGUGGAGACAAAAUUGCGUCCUGCUCGAAUGGGUUUGAGUUUUAGAGGAUUUGAUGAACGUACAACACAAGCCAAAAUGGAGGCCAAGGCACGCCGAGGCGAGAGUCCUAGCGAAGACGAAGAAGAUCAAGAGCAAGGGCCUAAAGGAAGGAGACGCAACGCCUGGAAAUCAGAUGUAUCACCCACGACUGCCAAGGAACAACAGAUUCAUCGAAAGAGAAAGCCAAAGACAAUCUACAAGACAGCGGCUGAAAUUCUAGCAGAAACCGAGCAACAAUACAUACCACCAUUACAGCAAAAGAUCAUUGAUAUGACAGGGCCUGGCGUCCGUGAGAUCAACUUGGCAGAUAUCAAACGUACAGAUUCACCGACCUUGAUGGAAGUGACGACUCGAUUACCCGAAUUGCGACACAACUUGCGAUUGAUGGUGGAUCUGUCGCGAGCAGAUUUAGAGAACCUAUCAAGGGAAAAGCAAGCAAACGUCUUUAGAAUGAAGUCUUUGCAAGAUGAAUUGGGCGCAAUCAGAGAAAACUUGGACAAAGACCAAGAGCAAUUACGAAAAUUAGAGCAACUCAAGAUGAUUACUAGUCAAUUGGAGCAGAUCAGCAAAGACGCACUUGCUACGGGUGCUUUUGAAACGGGCAACAUUACAGCUUUAUUUGGAGAACAGUUCCAAGUGCUAGAAAGAGACUAUAUAGACGAUGUCAAAGCGAUGAACAUUGAUGCACUGGUGAUAUCUGUAUGGGCGCCUAUCAUGAAGUACAAAGCAAUGAGUUGGAACGUUUUGGAGGAGCCUACGUGGGGCGUUGCUGAUGUCAAAAAGUGGAAAAUGCUACUGACAAAGAACGAUGAUAGUGAUGCAGAGAGAGGAUGGACUCGUAACAGGACACAAAAGAGUUUGAUUUGCACCCCUUUCGAGACAAUGAUGAAUACAAUUUGGCUAAACAAAGUGCGAAGCGCGAUCAAUAAUCAAUGGGAUAUUCACGACCCUGAUCCUCUUAUUCAGCUAAUGGAAGAAUGGGAACCCGUCUUACCGAGAUUCAUACACGAGAACAUCAUUCACCAACUCAUAUUACCCAAAAUCAGCCGAGCUGUCUCUGACUGGAAUCCUCGCACAGACCCCAUCAUGAUCCACACAUGGAUCCAUCCUUGGUUCCCCACACUCAAAGCAUGGCGCUUGGCAGAACUAUUCACUCAUAUUCGACACAAGCUCUCUGUUGUUUUGCGUCAAUGGCAUCCCUCUGACGAAUCAGCAUUGCAUAUCAUAUCACCUUGGAAAGAUGUCUGGACAGCAGAUCAACUAGAGCAGUUUACAUCGAAAUCCAUUCUACCGAAAUUAACGCUUGUCCUUCGAGAAGAGUUCCAAGUGGAUCCCAGAAACCAGAACCUGGAUGCGUUCAUCUGGUGCUUGGCAUGGAAGAACCUACUAUCGGAUACCGUGUUGGGCCUAUUGCUCAAGAAUGAGUUCUUUACCAAGUGGCAUGCUGUGUUGGUGCAAUGGCUGAAUUUAGACAUGUACAGUAUCAAUUAUGACCAAAUUAGCGACUGGUACCGCUGGUGGAGACAAGUAUUCGACGCCUACGGACUGGAUUCAAACAAGAUUGUAAUGCAAGAGUUUAGACGAGGCCUAGAGACCAUGAACAAGGCUUUGGGAGGAGAAGACCUUUACUCCAUGGGACUGUCAAAGGAUCAUUGA
This is a messenger RNA of Mucor velutinosus, 2157 nucleotides long. RefSeq lists its product as uncharacterized. The coding region runs from base 1 to 2157 and encodes 718 amino acids. The record is from RefSeq and is a predicted model, not a curated record. Lineage: Eukaryota; Fungi; Mucoromycota; Mucoromycetes; Mucorales; Mucoraceae. The transcript has 2 exons. Gene Ontology annotation, molecular function: nucleic acid binding. Gene Ontology annotation, biological process: spliceosomal complex disassembly. Gene Ontology annotation, cellular component: U2-type post-mRNA release spliceosomal complex.